GUUGUCUCCCUCUCUCUCUCUCCCUCGUUUCAAAAAUCAUCUUCUUUUUCUUUUUUUCCAUUGCCUUCUAGACUACACAGAAGGACUAGACAGAAUUCUACUCCGUAGUCCGUACUUUCCAUCCAUGGCAUCCGCGCCAUUGUUUUCAUUCACACGUUUAUGAUUGGAGAUCUCGGAGCGCUCCCUCGAUUUAGAUUUCGACACUCCUUACGAGCGCAGCCACCGGUAGAACCCUACCGCAGCUCUCAGAUCCACUGAAGCCGUUUUCUUUUCCGGAAAUUUUCACUAGGCUUUGCAAUAGGGCACAACUGUCUGCCAAGGACCAACUGAAAAGUUGAUUGUAGUAUGAGCUCUAGGGAACAAAUGACACGUCCAUUCAGGUGCGUAAGGUCAUCUCAGAGGAGGAAGAGAUUACUAAAUGUCGAUCUCAAUGCUAUGCCACCACGGGAGAACCUGAAUCAGGAGGGAACCUCUUCUCGCAUUGUUUCUCUGGAUGAGACCCCUGUUCCAAGAGUCACUCUCACAUCACAACCGAUUGAUGUUGAAGGGCUUGAUGAUGAUGAUGAUGUCAUUAUAUUAUCUCCUCGCGCAUUUGCUGAAGGAAAAAACAACCCCAGGAGGAACCGUGGAGGGGCUAUUGUGGUUGAUGUAGAUUCUGAAGAGCGUCCGUGUAGGGCGGCUUCUACUAACACCUACAAGCGCAGAUCUCUUACAAAUCAAUCAGUUAUGUACAGUCAGAUGUGCAUAAACCUCGAUGGAUAUAACAAUUCACAGGGCAAAAAUGACGGAAGCCUGAUGUUGGUACCGGCUCCACCACCCUUGCCGCCAAAGGAAGCGGUGUUUAAUUGUCCAGUUUGCAUGGGUCCAUUGGUUGAGGAGAUGUCAACCAAGUGUGGUCAUAUCUUUUGCAAGGUGUGCAUCAAAGCUUCAAUUGAUGCUCAGGGUAAGUGCCCCACUUGUAGGAGGAAAAUUACAAUGAAGAACACCAUUAGAGUGUACCUACCUUCCACAAGUUGAUGACCACUUUUUGGGUAGUGGGCAUAACUAAGAGAAACCAUAUUUUUAUGAAUGUAUUGACAUAUAUAGCAUUAUCUUCAUGAUGAUUGAUGAUUCAACCCUUGUAAUAGUAGUCAAUUAAAGAGUACUCCCACAGCAAGGAUAUGCUUUUUGCACUUGGGCUGUCCUUUGAAAAUGAUCUCUGUGCAAAAUAUUCAUGUUGUAUUUUUUGAGAAAAGUGAUGAUUGCUUUGUUUUAUUAGUGUAUUUGUUCAGUUUGAUCUUUGGUGCUGGUGGCAUCUCUUUAUGUCUCAAGGGUGAUUCUAGUGUUUGGGGAACACUUUGUUUCAUGAUGUUGUAUAGUCAUCCUUUAAUCGAUGUACAUAAAACGAGGUAACGAUU
Molecule: messenger RNA, 1397 nt
Organism: Cuscuta campestris
Lineage: Eukaryota; Viridiplantae; Streptophyta; Magnoliopsida; Solanales; Convolvulaceae
Source: the annotation of a GenBank genome assembly